Messenger RNA from Limanda limanda (common dab), 4952 nucleotides. It is a transcript of the gene tcf3a, whose product is annotated as transcription factor 3a. Lineage: Eukaryota; Metazoa; Chordata; Actinopteri; Pleuronectiformes; Pleuronectidae. The record is from RefSeq and is a predicted model, not a curated record. Gene Ontology annotation, biological process: regulation of transcription by RNA polymerase II. The coding region runs from base 425 to 2329 and encodes 634 amino acids. The transcript is spliced from 20 exons. Gene Ontology annotation, molecular function: RNA polymerase II cis-regulatory region sequence-specific DNA binding; DNA-binding transcription factor activity, RNA polymerase II-specific; protein dimerization activity. Gene Ontology annotation, cellular component: transcription regulator complex.
ACACCGCUGAUGUUUCAGCGUCCUCCCGUGGGCUGCGCUGCGGAGGGAUACCACACUGGAACCCGACAAUGUGGAGGCUGUUAAAAUGUCUUCUCGGGGAAUGAGACGCGAGCUUUUUCUCUAACGAUCCGAGGACCAGACUAACAUCAGAGUAAUGGUUCGUGUCGGAUGCGUGAUCUCAGUUUUGUGACGAAGUCGGCAGCUAGGUGAGGCGGCGGCGGAGGAGUGAUUCGUUUCGCCUUUCGUCAUCCACAUCCAACCCGCGGCAGUGAGUCCGGACCACGGGGGGAAGGAAGGACCCUCUCCAUAACUUUGUGUUUUUUCCUCGCUCCGCUCCCGUCGCUGAUUCCUCCCUGUUGGAUGCCACAUCACUGACUCCAGUCACUUGCUGAGACUGAAAGGGCCAAGUGAACAGCAGCAGAGCAUGGCUGCAGUGGAAACCGACAAGGAGCUCAACGACUUGCUGGAUUUUAGCGCGAUGUUUGCGCCUCCAGCCUUAAACGGCAAGAACCGGCCGACUACUCUCGCCAGCAGUCAGUUUGGAGGUUCAGGUAUAGAUGAGAGGAGUGGGUCCAGUCACUGGGGACAAGGACAACAGAACAGUUCGUCUUUCAACCAGGGACGGGCUUAUGGAGAAGAAGGUCUUUAUGGUGAACAGCAGGGGAUGGCCUCUGCCCCCAUAUUUGGACCUGGGAUUGUUGGGAAGGCUGAGCGAGGGCCAUACUCGUCAUUUGCAGCACAGCCUGGCUUUAUGCCCAAUGGAUUACCCAUGCCCAGUCCUGAUCCCCUCUCCCCGUCUGGCCUGAAGCCCAACUCCCAGUUUUAUUCCUCCUAUGAGGGGAGCAACGCUCGCAGGAGACCCUCACAGGAACCCAUUGAAUCCCAGCCCAAAAAGAUCAGGAAGGUGCCCCCUGGCCUGCCCUCAUCAGUUUAUGCAUCAGCCUCAGGAGAGGAAUUUAACAGGGACAAUGCUGGUUACACAUCCUCCAAGGCAGGAAACCCCUACCCACCACCGUUCUACAUGCAAGAAGGCCUCCACCCACCCUCCGAUCCAUGGGGCCCGGCCGGGUCGAUGGUUCAGCCUGGUUUUUCUUCCAUGCUGGGCAACACCCCCCAUAUGAGCCAGCAUGGACCCUUCACAGCCAUUAACCCCCAAGACAGACUGAAACGGCAGCCACUGCCCCUCUCUCCACAAAAUUACCCCCUGCAUGGCAGCGAGGUGAAUGGGGCUCAUCCCGCUGGCUUCCACUCUGGCUCCAGCAGCUUUGGUGUUUCCAACCACACACCCCCUAUUGUUGGAAGUGACUCUAUUAUGGCCAAUCGAGGACAAGCUCCUGGAAGCUCAGGUGAUGAGAUCGGAAAGGCCCUGGCAUCUAUCUAUCCCUCAGACCCGAACAGUAACGGCUUCCCUCCAUCCCCAUCUACUCCCUCUUGCUCACCUCAAGCUGUUUCAGGCUCUGCAUCUCAGUGGGCUCGCUCCUCUGGCCAGGCCACACCUUCACCUAACUUUGACAGUGGCAUUCAGACCAUGAGCAAAAUGGAGGACCGUCUGGAAGAAGUCAUCAAUGUUCUCCAGCGCCACACCAGCAGCCAAGGAGUUCCCGGAUUGGCUGAAAUGCACAAUCUGCUGACGUCUGGUUUAGGGCUUCCUCCUGGCUUCAACACUGCAGCACUUGGAUUGGCCAGUCGCCUUCCUGGGCUGGUGUCCGGUCACCACGAGGACUCUGUUGGUCUGCCCUCUAGUGGAGGACUUCUGCAUGGUCACCACGGCUCCACAUCUGGUCCAGGCUCUCAGGCUGAAGGGUUUACUGGCCUGACCAGCAGCCUAAAUCGUUCCAGUGCUUCAGAUAUUAAAAGAGAAGGCAAGGAGGACGAUGACUGCUCCCUUACUGACAAGUCAGAUGAUGAGAAAAAAGACAUGAAGAGCCGACUUCAUACAAGUCUGGAUGAUGAUGAGGAUGAUGAGGAUGAUGAAGAUCUGCCAGUGGAGGUUAAGGUUGAGCGGGAGAAAGUGCGGAGGAUGGCAAACAACACCCGCGAGCGGCUACGUGUGCGGGACAUCAACGAGGCUUUUAAGGAGCUGGGCCGCAUGUGUCAGCUCCACCUGAGCUAUGAGAAACAGCAGACCAAAUUGAUCGUACUGCAACAGGCCGUUAACGUUAUAGUCAACCUGGAGCAGCAAGUUCGAGAACGCAAUUUGAAUCCAAAGGCCGCCUGCCUCAAGAGGAGAGAGGAGGAGAAAGUGUCAGGUGUGGACCCCCAGAUGCAGCUUGGUGGGGGUCACCCUGGAUUGGGUGGAGAUGGACACAACCCUGUUAGCCAUAUGUAAUUCUCAGUUCCUGUUGAUUAUACAGCCCUUAGAACACGUGGCCUUAAUCCAUCAUUGUCAUGCAUCUCGGUAUGUUAAGCAACUUUUGGAAAAUGUGUGACACACACACAUACAUACACACACACAUACACACACCACAAAUACUGACAACGCAGGUGGCCACAUCCCUGAUGAAGAAGCACACUCAUCCAUUUUACUGCAAGGACUCUGGUUUGGAGACUGUGGAUAUUGGACAUGAUACAGGACUUUCUUGUGAUGUUUUGUAAAACAUUUUGAAAAAUGCAUUACAUGUUGGGAGCAAAACUUGUUUGGAUCAAAUAAAACUUUUGGAUCAACUGCUCAUGUGAGCAGAGUUAGGAUUUUCAUCGUUGGAUAAUUAUUGGCAUUCCCAUCUGAAAAGAAGGUCUUACAUUCUAUAGAAGCAAAGACGGACAUCUGAGUUCAUGUUAUGUCUGAACAAAAACCUGUUUAAAGACACAGGCCAUAGUGUUUGUUGAAGAUUUUAAAAAACAGUCACCAUUGCUAUCCUCCUAUGUAAUGACUGAAUAACUGAGGCAGGUUUGGAGACACAGAGGGAGGAUCGAGUGGCCAAUCACAGAGCUGACUCUUCUUUUUGAUAUGCUGGUAAUCCUGGCUGUAUUUUUUUUUAUUUGAUGCUUUGCUAAAAAGGUUCCACAGUCAGCUACUUAAACGUGUGGUCGAAAUUUUUCCUUUUCAACCUUGUAUCCCUGAUUCCUAUCUCUUUAUGUCCUGUACAUGCGUUAUUGUCACUGCCAUGUAAGUGGAAUGGAGAGAGAUCCACCACUGGCACAAACACAAGCAAAGACUCUUUACUAAAUGAAUCCACACGCAUGUUUAAUUAGAUGUGGACAUCCCAACCUUCCCUCUGUGAGGCUGCUGUUGGACUCGAGCACACAAGCAUCAUCCUCAAAUCUUAAACCUUCAUCAAGCCAGUCACUCAGUCUCAGCGGUGUGCUCAUCAUCAAGCCUCUGACUCCCGUCAGCCUGCCCACAACAAAUCAUGUAAAGACACUGUUACAACGUGUUGAACAUGCAUCAUGUAAGUCUCAGAGCAGUUUCAGAGUAUUGAAGAGGUCAUGAGUGUUACUGCAAACUUUGCCAUUGACUGACUUGUUCUGGUUGUUGCUCCUUGUUGAGCAUUUAGGGAUUUUUUUAUUUCUUUCCCUUUCGAACAAUUGCAAAUCAUGUUGUAAGGAUCUUCCUAUUUUAGAACUGAUUCGACGUUUCCCUUCUCUUCUGUUUUAUUUUUUACUUUGUAAUAUAGAUGUAUGAGUUUUGUUUUUAUCAUUUGGAAUAUUCUUUCCUUUUUUUGUUUACAUUGAUUAAAUGUAAGAUGACUCUCAGUUUAGAUUCCAGGAACAAAGUGAGGUGUUUUAUUUUUUCGUGCCAGGUGCUUAGAAAUGUUAGAAAUGACAAAAUGAUCUGGCUGUACCAUCACAUGUUGUGAUAUUGCUCUUUUUUUUUUAAGAAAGAAAAUGCAUUUGAACACAAACCCGUCAAGCCAGUUGUAAGUGAAUUGUUCUGGUGUUUGCAACAGUUUUUUCUUUGAAUGACACAACAAUUCUUUUCUUCUGCAUACACCCUGUCUUGUCCCUGACGUGCAACUCUGUGAUGAGCUUGUUGCCUGGUUUGAGAAGGGGCAGAAGGGGUUGGUCAAUCUGCAACAUAAUUCAGUGUUUCAUUAUGAUAUGAAGCAUAAAAUGAAUCAAUAAGGGUGGCCUUAGUCAUUUCCCUGACUUUGGGAGUUUUGAUAAUGGUUACUCACCAGUGCCUGAAUACUUCUCUGCUUCAUGGUGGAUAAUGUUGCAUUUAAGGAUUUAUAAGUUGUACCUUUUCUAUAAUACAGAUGUAUAAAAACAUAUAUACUUCAGUAACAUCUGACAGUGUCUCUGAACAUCUAAAUGAAGAAUUACACUCAUUGAUGCUCACUGCUUGAGUGUCCGUCAUUAGAUGUAAGAUGAGUAAUAACCUGGUCUUCGACCUGACACUGAAAAAAACUUAAACUUCUCAUGUAUUAUGUACUAGUUCUGUUAAAUAUAAUUUUGGUCUUGACUGGCAUGUGCAUUGAUAUGUAUGUACAGCUGUAUGAUGUGUCCUUAUCUGCUUAAUCAUUAUCGUAAGCCGAUACUGAUAUGUGACAGUAUUUGUUUUACCUCUACCUGUCAAUUCUUUACAAAUCUUGCCCCAUGGACUAGCCCCAAACAUUAUUUUCUUUGUCAGUUACCCUACCCAUUCUGCAGGAAAAAUGUGGUGUUGUUGUGAUAUGGAAAAUCGCUACUGAAGGCCUGUGCAUUUAUUUCUUAACUAAACAGAUAUGUUUGUCUACAGUAUCCAAGUUUCAAGACAAACACCUGAUAUUCUUUGUUGACAAACCCUUUUCUGUCCUGCACAGCAGGUGACCUGCAACAUAUCUCUGUCUUCACUCAUGUUUGGGGACAACAUCUAUGUAGGCUAUGUCCUCAAAGUGCCUCCAGUUUCCUAUUUUUUAUAUAUAAAGUAGAUACCGAGGACUGUUGUGUCUAAUGUAGCAAUAAAUGUGCCAUUUUUCAUAACAAAGCGCAUUUUUUCCAGUGACUUUUUCAAUAAAUCAAAUAACACUUGA